Molecule: messenger RNA, 1221 nt
Organism: Metarhizium acridum CQMa 102
Lineage: Eukaryota; Fungi; Ascomycota; Sordariomycetes; Hypocreales; Clavicipitaceae
Source: RefSeq, a predicted model, not a curated record
AUGAGAGACACCGCACUCGUCGCUGGGCUCGCCGCACUGCAAGCCGCUACGGCCUAUGCCGCAACAACAUCCUACUGUCCCGUCUCUGGCCAAAUCUGUUUCCGAUGGGGCGUCCCCGAAGCCGCUGCCUCUACUGGCUCCGGCAGCGUCUACAUCCAGAUCCGCGCGAAAGCGUCCUACCAGUGGGUUGGCCUGGGCAUCGGCGACCACAUGAAUGGCGCGGACAUGUUUGUCAUGUAUGCUGACGGCGCUGGCAACGUGACGCUCAGUACGAGACGGGGCCUGAACCAUGUCAUGCCCGUGUACAAGACCAAUGCUGGCGUUGAGCUGCUUGCCGGGUCGGGCGAAAUGAAUGGCCAGAUGGUUGCUAAUGUAAAGUGUAGCAGUUGCUCCAAGUUGGCCCUGGGUUCGUCAAAUGCGUGGCUGAGCGCGUGGAAGCAUGGCCGCUCGUUGGCCUCGACGGACCUUGACGCCCAGAUUGGCUACCAUGACGGGAAUGCCUUGUUUUCGGUGGACUUUUCCAAGGCGACUAUCUUGUCGGACCAGAACCCAUUUGCGGGCGGUGACGACAACGCCGGGGAUUCUACAUCUGGCUCUGGCUCAGGGUCAGCACCUGGCGGUGGUGUAGUUGUCGUCGUGCAAGACGACCCCAUCCAGACGCUUAUGUACGCCCACGGCAUCGUCAUGGCUGUCGUCUUCGUGCUCGGCUAUCCCAUCGGCGCGAUAUUGAUGUCGCUCCUGGGCAGAUGGGCUAUCCAUGCAGGCUGGCAGCUCGUCACAUUCUUGGCCAUGUGGGCAGGCUUUGGAGUUGGUUACACUCUCGCCCGUCGGACUGAUCUGUUCUUCAAACAAUGUCAUUCGCAACUUGGCAUCAUUUUGGUCUGCCUCGUCAGUCUACAACCCCUCCUGGGUUACCUCCACCACCGACAUUAUCUCAGGAAUAAGCAACGUGGCAUCGUCAGCUACCUCCACAUCUGGUACGGCCGCUCGCUCAUCAUUCUGGGAAUGAUCAAUGGCGGUCUUGGACUGCAGCUCGCUGGCCUCUCUGUUGAUAACCACGCCUUUAUUGUUGUGUAUUGCGUCGUAGUUGCGGUGGUUGCCGCUGCGUAUAUUGCUUGUGUCCUGCUCAAGAUGUGGCGGACGGGACGAAAAGCAGCGCCGGCGGGAAGCCCCAGGGAUAGUAAAAUGCAUAGAGCGGUCUUUGCGACAACCCAACCUUAG